GAUUUUAACAACUAUACUGAUGUCUAAUGCUGCCCAAAUAGGUCGGAAGUAGAUAAAUCCGAGUAUCCCUGAAAGGCUAAGCUUGCUUAUGCUUAGGAAGUUCUGUGUUGAUUGAGCUUGGUUUCUACCUAAGCUUGAUAUCUACAGGUUCUUAUUUGGUGUCAUGUUGUUACAUGGAUGUUGAUCUAAACGCCCUAUAUCCUUUCUACGAAUUUACGAUACCUACCUGUGGGUGAUUAUACACACACCGACGAACUUCAUGUAACAAGAUGGGGAAUCUGGAACAUCCAAAAUCGCAGAUAGCUGAAAAUGGGGACUUAGCACCACCGCCAUAUUCAGAAGUUGUCCCGGAGUACCAUUCACGGAGCGCGACGCAACCAGGAGGCAUUCCUAAUGUAUCGUCAAACACCGUGCUUACCCUUUAUCGGCCACUUCCAUCGAUUUUAGAUGCACAUUACCAAUGGAGGAUUAGUACCAUAUUCCAUCUAGGCAGCAUUACAGAUAAACGACUCUUCGCUGUUGCAGUGCACACGGGUUUGAGUGGAAAGGGGCCGGGAAGACCAGGUGUGAUCUUGCAUAAUGGGCCAACCGACAAGGACCCGAUGCUCGCUGCGGCUGGCGAUGAGAACGGUAAUAUUUCGUCACUGAACAGCAUCAUUACCUUAGCUCGACCUUCAGGUGGCGCCUCUAACGAGAAUUACACGGAAAUCAUGCAUGCUGCCACGAGUUCGGGCACGGCAACAUUCCGAUUUUCAACUGAGACAGGACACAAACAAGGAGUGCGGCGUGAGGAUUUUGAGUGGCGGAAGAGCAAAGGCGACCAGGAUAAGAACUUAGUCGAUUCGCCGUGGAAGUGCGGGUUCAAGCUGUUGAGACUCUCAAACCGGUCAGGGAAGGACGCAAAUCUGGGCGAUGGGGCAUCACAAGGAAGCACAAGUGGAGGACCAGAGGUCGUCGCUAUUUUCGCCUGGAACAGUAAUUGGUCAGUGAUGAAUCCCUUCAGGAUCGAAUUCAGGGAGAGUGGGCAGACGGGUGAGCUAGGAGAGAAGUUUGCGGUCAUAGCUAUUAUCACAGGCUUGAGACUGUGGACACUUAAGCACCAGGGCAGAACUUCUGAGAAUACUAUCGCGUCUAGGGAGGCCGAGCUUGCGGGAUUAUACCCGGAGCUUCAGACUAGACUGACAGGACGUGAAAUAAACGAGUGAUACUGAAGUUA
Messenger RNA from Annulohypoxylon truncatum, 1216 nucleotides. RefSeq lists its product as uncharacterized. The coding region runs from base 270 to 1205 and encodes 311 amino acids. The transcript has a single exon. NCBI's taxonomy places the organism in Eukaryota, Fungi, Ascomycota, Sordariomycetes, Xylariales, Hypoxylaceae. The record is from RefSeq and is a predicted model, not a curated record.